This is a messenger RNA of Talaromyces marneffei, 2784 nucleotides long. RefSeq lists its product as uncharacterized. The transcript has 5 exons. Gene Ontology annotation, molecular function: microtubule binding; microtubule motor activity; ATP binding. The coding region runs from base 1 to 2784 and encodes 927 amino acids. The record is from RefSeq and is a predicted model, not a curated record. NCBI's taxonomy places the organism in Eukaryota, Fungi, Ascomycota, Eurotiomycetes, Eurotiales, Trichocomaceae. Gene Ontology annotation, biological process: microtubule-based movement.
AUGGCGUCGUCAAGUCCCAACACGAUCAAGGUCGUCGCGCGAUUUCGACCACAGAACAAGAACGAACUUGCCCAAGGAGGAGAACCAAUUGUCGAACUCGAGACCAAUGACACCUGCAAGAUUAAUUCUAGGGAAGGCACCAGCUCGUUCACUUUCGACCGGGUGUUUGGCAUGGACUCGAAGCAAACAGACAUUUUUGAUUUCUCAAUUCGAUCGACGGUUGACGAUAUCCUCAACGGUUACAAUGGAACGGUCUUCGCUUACGGUCAGACCGGUGCCGGUAAAUCGUAUACCAUGAUGGGAACGGAUAUUGACGAUGAUAUGGGCAAGGGUAUCAUUCCUCGAAUUGUGGAACAAAUGUUCGCUUCGAUUCUUACGAGCCCGAGCAAUAUCGAGUAUACCGUCCGAGUUAGCUAUAUGGAGAUCUACAUGGAGCGCAUUCGAGAUUUGUUAGUUCCCCAGCACGAUAACCUUCCCGUUCACGAAGAAAAGUCUCGAGGUGUAUAUGUGAAGGGUCUCUUGGAGAUUUAUGUUUCUAGCGUCGACGAAGUCUACGAAGUUAUGCGCCGCGGUGGAGCAGCCCGAGCUGUUUCAGCAACUAACAUGAACCAAGAAUCCUCUCGUUCGCAUUCGAUCUUUGUCAUCACGGUCACGCAAAAGAAUGUCGAGACUGGAUCUGCAAAGAGUGGUCAACUAUUUUUGGUCGAUUUGGCAGGUAGCGAGAAAGUUGGCAAGACCGGUGCGAGCGGACAGACAUUGGAAGAAGCCAAAAAGAUCAACAAGAGUUUAAGUGCCCUCGGCAUGGUUAUCAACGCGCUUACCGACGGAAAAUCGACACACAUUCCAUAUCGUGACUCGAAACUCACACGUAUCCUACAAGAAUCUUUGGGAGGUAACUCUCGGACGACCCUUAUCAUCAACUGUUCACCAAGCAGCUACAAUGAUGCCGAAACGAUAUCGACGCUGCGCUUUGGUGUUCGUGCUAAGGCAAUUAAGAACAAGGCGAAGAUCAAUGCGGAGUUGAGCCCUGCAGAGCUGAAGCAACUGCUACGGAAAGCUCAAGGCCAGGUCACGAACUUCGAGACAUAUAUUUCAAAUUUGGAAGGCGAGUUGCAGUUGUGGCGUGCUGGUGAAUCAGUCCCGAAGGAGCGUUGGACGCCUGCGAUUUCAGAGAAUGUGGCCCCUAAACCUCCUCGUCCUGCCACCCCUUCACGGCUUCAAACUGAAAUAAUGCGAGCAGAUACACCUAGUCGACCAGAUUCGCGGAUUGGAGAUCGAUCCAGUACGCCAAGUAUCGUUUUAGAGAAGGAUGAGCGGGAGGAGUUUUUGCGUCGUGAAAAUGAAUUGCAAGACCAAAUCGCCGAGAAGGAGUCAUAUAUCUCCAAUGUAGAGCGAAGUUUACAAGAAGCCAAAGAAGAGCUGAAGAAUCUCAAGGAAUCGUCUACUCGUACUGGAAAAGACAAUGAGAAGCUCAACACUGAAAUGAACGAAUUGAAGAUGCAGUUGGAGAAGGUUUCUUAUGAGAGCAAAGAAGCUGGAAUCACCAUGGAUAGCUUGAAGGAGGCCAAUGCUGAGUUGACUGCUGAAUUGGACGAAGUCAAGCAACAGCUUCUUGAUGCUCGCAUGCGUGCUAAAGAAACCAGCGCAGCUCUCGACGAGAAAGACAAGAAGAAGGCCGAACGCAUGGCAAAGAUGAUGGCAGGGUUCGAUUUGAGCGUCAAUGUGUUUUCCGAUAACGAACAGAGAUUGAAGACACUAAUAGAAAAGGUGGAUUCGCUUCACAAAGUCAGUGCUGCUGGUGAAGCGGUUGCGCCCGAUGAUAUUCUGGAGCUGCGGGCUAGUUUAUUAGAAACACAGGGCUUCGUCCGACAAGCUGAGCUUUCGAUGAAUGACCGAAGUGAAAUACAUGAGCUGCAGGACGGCAAGAGAGUGGAGUUGGAGAGAAGGGUUGUUGAGCUAGAGACUGAGUACGAGGAAGUCUUGAAGCGGAAUCUGGGCGAGGAUGAUGUCGAUGAGAUCCGGGAGAGAUUGGAGAAAUUAUACGUCGGACGACGGGACGCUGAAACCAGAGUUGCGGCCGAGCUUAAGAUCGAGUUAGCUCGCAGGGAUGAAGAACUCCUUCAACUCCGUCAAAAUCUAGCGGACUCCCAGGUCAAGGCAGCGACAAAUGGCAAUGCUGGUGGCGCUGUUGCAAUCACCAACAAGACCCUACAACAACAAAUUGCAGAUUUCGACAACAUGAAGAAGUCACUCAUGCGCGAUCUCCAGAAUCGUUGUGAGCGGGUUGUCGAGCUGGAAAUUUCGCUUGACGAGACUCGAGAGCAGUACAACAAUGUCCUACGGACCUCCAACAACCGUGCCCAGCAGAAGAAGAUGGCUUUCCUGGAACGAAAUCUCGAGCAACUUACUCAUGUGCAACGGCAACUGGUUGAGCAAAACAGUAGCUUGAAGAAAGAGGUUGCCAUUGCCGAGCGCAAGCUCAUUGCACGUAACGAGCGCAUUGCUAGUCUCGAGAACCUGCUGCAAGAUAGCCAAGAGAAGCUCACGGCAGCUAAUCAUAGAUUCGAGGCACAGUUGACAGCAGUGAAAGAGAGAUUAGAAGCAGCCAAACAAGGCUCAACACGCGGGUUGGUGACUUCAAUGGAGGGUGCAUCAGGCCUCAGCUUUGGCGGCUCACGCAUCGCCAAACCGCUCCGUGGCGGUGGUGGUGUAGAUGCAAAUGGCACAUCACACCAAGAACCUGCUGCAAAGCGCGGAAGUUGGUUUUUUGAUCGAGUUAAAUAA